AUGAACAGGGUUAAAGUUCUGCAGGUCUGGCUGUGGUGUGUGUCUCUGUGGUCGUGCUGGCUUUCUCACGCCGUUCCUCUGGACUGCAAAGACGAGACCGGAUCCCUCAUCCAAUGCACUUCAAUCUCUCAAGAGAAACUUCUAGAUCGCGUCAUCCAACAUGCAGAGCUCAUCUACCGCGUCUCUGAAGAGUCCUGUACUCUGUUUGAGGAUAUGUUUGUCCCGUACCCUCUGUAUGCUUUGAGGAAUCAGGGAGGAACCAUGUGUCACACCAAACCCUUCCCCAUCCCAGGCUCCAAGACUGAGAUUCAGCAGAUUUCGGAUAAAUGGCUGCUUCACUCGGUCCUGAUGCUGGUGCAGUCAUGGAUGGAACCCCUCGUCUAUCUGCAAACGACUCUUAAUCGUUACGAUGACGCCCCGGACGCUCUGCUCAACAAGACCAAGUGGGUGUCUGAUAAACUGCUCAGCCUGGAGCAGGGGGUGGUGGUCCUCAUCCGCAAGAUGCUGGAUGAAGGGAUCCUGACGCCGUCCAUCUUCGAGCACACGCUGACCCCAUACGAUGAACCGUCCCCAGAGAUCCCAGAGUCCAUCCUCAGGGACUACAACCUGCUCAUCUGCUUCAAGAAGGACGCCCACAAGAUGGAGACUUUCCUCAAGCUACUCAAGUGCCGUCAGAGCAACAAGCUCAGCUGCCUUUCCUACUAAACCUGCAUCUCAUCUCAAAAGAAAAA
Messenger RNA from Carassius carassius (crucian carp), 731 nucleotides. Its product is annotated as somatolactin-like. Lineage: Eukaryota; Metazoa; Chordata; Actinopteri; Cypriniformes; Cyprinidae. Gene Ontology annotation, molecular function: growth hormone receptor binding; growth hormone activity. Gene Ontology annotation, cellular component: extracellular region. The transcript is spliced from 5 exons. Gene Ontology annotation, biological process: positive regulation of tyrosine phosphorylation of STAT protein; positive regulation of growth; positive regulation of receptor signaling pathway via JAK-STAT. The coding region runs from base 1 to 705 and encodes 234 amino acids. The record is from RefSeq and is a predicted model, not a curated record.